Molecule: messenger RNA, 744 nt
Organism: Didymosphaeria variabile
Lineage: Eukaryota; Fungi; Ascomycota; Dothideomycetes; Pleosporales; Didymosphaeriaceae
Exons: 2
Coding region: 1-744 (247 amino acids)
Source: RefSeq, a predicted model, not a curated record
AUGGUCGCCGCAGCAGCAGUCCUCCUACCACUGUACAUCUGGCCGAAAGGCCCAUCCGGAGAAAACACCUGGCAGCCCGUUCUCGACAGCGCUACAGCCUAUCCAUCGCUCCAAUUCACAGUCAUCGUCAACCCAAACAGCGGACCCGGUGACGACUGGCCCAAUGCCGAUUACGCCGCUGCCAUCGCCCAGCUGAACGCCCUGUCAAACGUCCACACCGUCGGCUACGUCGACACCGCGCAAGUGAACGUCCCCGGCGGCCCUUACACCAUCGAGCAAAUCGGCAACGAUAUCACGACAUACGCAAGCGAUGCUAGCGUCGGUCUUUCAGGCCUAUUCUUCGAUGACGUGAGCAAUGUCUACAGCGACAGUGUAGAGCUGCUCUUGGAGGAAGCUGUAAACCAGACGAAAGCUGCGGAGGGCUUCGCGGAACCUAGGACCGCCAUCAUCAACCCUGGCACCCGCCCCAACUUCGUCACUCCAAACGUCGACAUCUCCCUCUCGUUCGAGAGCACGUGGGAGCAGUACCAGAGCGCUGAGUCGCAGGAGUGGAUAGCUGGAAACCCGUAUGACCGCGAUCAUACUGCUUACAUCGUUUUUGGCGCUCCCACGGAUGAUGUGGCGAGUAUCACGACGCAGUUGAGGGCGAAUGCUUCCUAUGUGUACGUCACUGACACUGCGGCCGAUCCCUACAAGUCCUUUGGUGAGACUUGGGAUGCGUUUAUUGCUGCGAUGGCGGCUUAG